AUGCCUAAUUUCCUCAAAUCCAUAUUCAAACCCAAUCCUUCCCAAACCUACUCCCCUUCUCCUUCAAAGUACGCCAAGUACAGAGAGAAUGAGGAUACUCGACGUGGAGAUGGACAAUUUUUCGAACGACGAGACUUACUUGCUGAAUUGCUCAGAACGGAAUUACGUUCAACAUCCGGUAGUCCAUCUAGCCCAGUAGAGACAUACGAUGAUGAUCAAAACUCUCGUGCUAGAGGGUAUGAUAAAGAUACGAUAUAUGACCUGAUUGAUACGGUCAAAAGCGAAAGCCAAAGUAAAAGUAGGUCAGAUGAAGAUAUGAAGAGGUUGAUCAAAGCUUUAGAAGAUAUAGAAGCUGAAGAUCAUCACAUUGUCAAGAGUAAAAGUAAGACGAAGAGUAAAGGUAAAGCCAAAGCGAAGGAUACUGACCCAGCUUACGAAGAUGGUAGACUACUCGAUCCAGUCAUUCAGAUAGGUUCAAAAGCUAUAGAAUCCGGUGAAUUCCUCUUAAAGUCUUUUAUAGGUCGAGGACCGAAUUCACCUUUACUUGGAAGAGUGAUAGCUCUGUUAGAAGCUCAGAGAGAUGAGUUGGAGGAUGUUAAUCCAUUUACAGGGAAGAGAAGAUAUCCAGCUUUGAAUACCCUGGAACAGAUAUACCAAAAGGUAAACAUUGGUUUGAGAGAUAUAAGGGGUAUGAUAGAGGGUGAAGCGAGGGAUGCCCUACUCGGCUUGAUCCAGGUCUUGCAAGAAGGACCGGAUUACUUGAUCGAUAUCAUCCUAAUCACAUCGAUAAUUCACCAAUCAUCCAUCAUCUCCAUCCCAUUUUCCAAUGAGAUACGUGGGAUAUUGGACAAAGCGGUAGAUGAUCAGAUUGAUCUUAAUAAUUUCAGAAAAACCGGGGAAAGUAUAAUCGCUAUUGCUUCUGCGUUGGAUAGGGAUUUGUUAGAAGAUAAGGAAUGUGAGGAGGCGUAUAAGAAGAUUGGAGUUUUGGUCAAGCAGUUACAAUUGAGAAUAUCCUCUUCUGCUCUACCUACACCUAUCUCAUCACUACCAGCCAGUCGAUCCACCUCUUUCUCAACCUCCACUACGACACCUACUCCACUGACUUUACCUAGUACACCUGACUUAUCGCCCAUCCCAUCUGUACCUUCUUCAUCCCCCUCCUCACCCAAAUUCACUUCAAUGACUGCAUCAGAUCUACAGAAACAGUACGGUACAGGUACAGGUCAAACUACACCUCUUCCAGGCUUAUCCUCAUAUCAACCUACUCCUCAACCUUCAGUCCCGCCUUCUCGCAGGGCAUCCUCACCCAACCCCUCGUCUGGAUCAUCAGCUUCUCAAGAAAUAUGGGAAUAUCGCGGACAGUUACUAACAGCCUCAGCUCUAGACCUAGUCCUAAGAGAGGAGAUGUUGCUCAUGGCAGAUUCGUCAAAUCAAUAUGCGGGAGAAGUGACAUAUGAUGAUUUGAGGAAAUGCUGGAUACCCAAACAUGUCAGAAAACUUCGUCCGUCCGAUUUGACCACCGAUGGGGAAAUACCUGAUACGACACCUGCAGGUUUCAAAUUGAAAGAAAAGGAUGAAUGGGGUAAUAAAAUUGGUUGGUAUGAUAAUGGGUCGGGGUUAAAGGAAAUGUAUUAUUUGGAAGAACCGAAAUUUGAAUUGCAAGAUGAUGAUUGA
Kwoniella mangroviensis CBS 8507 is the source of this 1674-nucleotide messenger RNA. RefSeq lists its product as uncharacterized. The transcript has 5 exons. Bases 1 to 1674 code for a protein of 557 amino acids. Lineage: Eukaryota; Fungi; Basidiomycota; Tremellomycetes; Tremellales; Cryptococcaceae. The record is from RefSeq and is a predicted model, not a curated record.